Molecule: messenger RNA, 4761 nt
Organism: Alligator mississippiensis (American alligator)
Lineage: Eukaryota; Metazoa; Chordata; Crocodylia; Alligatoridae
Gene: ASTN2
Product: astrotactin 2
Exons: 24
Coding region: 19-4089 (1356 amino acids)
Biological process (GO): neuron migration; neuron cell-cell adhesion
Molecular function (GO): protein binding
Source: RefSeq, a predicted model, not a curated record
GGCUCGGCUCGGCUCGGCAUGGCAGCUCCCGCCCGCCGCAGCCGGCCCCGCCGCGCCGCCCCGCUGCAGCCGCCGCCGCCGCCCGCGCCCCCGCCCGCUCCGCCGCCGCCGCCGGCCCCGCUGCUGCCGCUGCUGCUGCUGCUGGCCAGCGGGCCCGGCUCGUCCGCGUCGCGGGAGCCCGACAGCCCGUGCCGGGUGAAGACGGUCACCGUGUCCACGCUGCCGGUGCUCCGCGAGAACGACAUCAGCUGGAGCGGCUCCCCGCCCGCCGCCGCCCCCGGCCCCGGCCCCGGCCCCGCCGAGUCCCGCCUGCUGCUCUUCGUCCGCAACGAGCUGCCCGGGCGCAUCGCGGUGCAGGACGACCUGGACAACACGGAGCUGCCCUUCUUCACCCUGGAGAUGUCUGGGACUGUAGCUGACAUUUCCUUGGUGCACUGGAAGCAGCAGUGGCUGGAGAACGGUACCCUCUAUUUCCACGUCUCCAUGAACAGUGCUGAGCAGCUGUCCCGGGUUACACCGCCCACCCUCCAAGAGCCUUCUGAGAUAGUGGAGGAACAGAUGCACAUUCUUCACAUCUCUGUCAUGGGCGGCCUGAUUGCUCUGCUCUUGCUCCUGCUGGUGUUCACAGUAGCGCUGUACGCCCAGAGGCGCUGGCACAAACGUCGCCGGAUCCCCCAGAAGAGCGCAAGCACCGAGGCCACCCACGAGAUCCACUACAUCCCUUCAGUGCUGCUGGGGCCACAGGCCCGGGAGAGCUUCCGCAACUCCCGCCUGCAAGCCCACAACUCCGUCAUCGGCAUGCCCAUCCGCGAGACCCCUAUUCUGGAUGACUACGAGGAUGAGGACGAGGACGAGAACCCUCGGCGGGCAGAGUCCAGCACCCGGGAGGAUGAGUUUGGCAGCCAAGUGACCCGGACUCUGGAGAGCCUAGGCAGGGGCGGGGAGGAGAGGCCUGACUAUGAGAAGAAAGCCACCGAGGUGACGCAGGAGACAGUGGAGUCCCUGAUGCAAAAGUUCAAAGAGAGUUUCCGCACUAACACGCCCAUUGAGAUUGGCCAGCUCCAGCCAGCGUUGCGCAGCACGUCGGUGGGGAGACGGAAACGCAGGAGCAGGCCCCGAGCUCCUAGCACAAUGGGGUCUUGGUCCACGACUGGAGAAACAGAGCGCUAUGGCACUACGCGUUUGUGUCAGGGCUUUAAAGAGAUGGGAGGAAUGGCAGCCGGAUGGUGCUUUCCCGGUGGGAUCGGGUUUGGACGUGCUAAAGGAAACUCUGGCUCUGAGGCAGACGAUGAAACUCAACUGACCUUCUACACUGAGCAGUAUAGGAGCCGGAGACGAAGCAAAGGUUCUGUGAAGAGUCCUGUGAACAAGACGGCUCUGACUCUUAUCACAAUCAGCUCCUGCAUCCUGGCCAUGGUAUGCGGCACUCAGCUGUCCUGCCCACUAACGGUGAAGGUGACUCUUCAUGUUCCUGAGCACUUCAUUGCAGAUGGAAGCAGUUUUGUCGUGAGUGAGGGAAGCUACCUGGACAUCUCCGAUUGGUUAAAUCCAGCCAAGCUGUCCCUUUACUAUCAGAUUAAUGCCACGUCUCCUUGGGUGAGAGAUCUCUGUGGACAGAGGACUACAGAUGCCUGUGAGCAGCUCUGUGAUCAAGAGACCGGAGAGUGCAGCUGCCAUGAAGGCUAUGCCCCUGACCCAGUGCAUCGACAUCUGUGUGUGCGCAGUGAUUGGGGACACAGUGAAGGGCCUUGGCCCUACACAACACUUGAAAGGGGCUAUGACUUAGUCACAGGAGAGCAAGCACCAGAGAAAAUACUCAGGUCCACCUAUAGUUUGGGCCAGGGGCUCUGGCUGCCGGUCAGUAAGAGCUUUGUGGUUCCACCCGUGGAGCUUUCUAUCAAUCCUCUUGCCAGCUGCAAGACAGAUGUACUGGUGACAGAAGACCCAGCAGAUGUCAGGGAAGAAGCAAUGUUGUCCACCUACUUUGAAACCAUCAAUGACCUGCUCUCCUCCUUCGGGCCAGUCCGAGACUGCUCGCGCAACAAUGGCGGCUGUACCCGCAAUUUCAAGUGUGUUUCAGACCGCAAGGUGGACUCCACGGGCUGUGUGUGUCCAGAGGAGCUGCGGCCCAUGAAGGAUGGCACCGGCUGCUAUGACUACUCCAAAGGGAUUGACUGCUCCGAUGGCUUCAAUGGUGGCUGCGAGCAGCUGUGUCUCCAGCAGACCCUUCCUCUGCCACAUGAUCCCUCAUCCAGCACAAUCUUCAUGUUCUGUGGUUGCGUGGAGGAGUACAAGCUGGCCCCAGAUGGCAAAUCCUGCAUCAUGUUGUCCGACAUCUGUGAGGGCCCCAAAUGCCUGAAGUCGGAUGCUAAAUUUAAUGACACCCUCUUUGGUGAGAUGCUUCAUGGAUAUAACAACAGGAGCCAGCAUGUCAACCAAGGCCAGGUGUUCCAGAUGACUUUCAGGGAAAAUAACUUCAUCAAAGACUUCCCCCAGCUGGCAGAUGGUUUGAUGGUGAUCCCGCUGCCCGUGGAAGAACAGUGCCGUGGCGUCCUGUCCGAGCCCCUGCCUGACCUCCAGCUGCUCACUGGAGACAUCAAGUACGAUGAGGCAAUGGGCUACCCGAUGGUGCAGCACUGGAGGGUCAGAAGCAACCUGUACAAAGUGAAGCUCAGUUCCAUCACCCUCUCUGCAGGAUUUGCAAAUGUCCUGAAGAUCCUCAACAAAGACAGCAGUCGGGAAGAGCUGCUGUCCUUCAUUCAGCAGUAUGGCUCCCAUUACAUCGCAGAGGCGCUGUAUGGAUCGGAGUUCAGCUGCACCAUCCACUUCCCCAGCAAGAAGGUACAACAGCAGCUUUGGCUCCAGUAUCAGAAAGAAACAACUGAACUUGGUAACAAGAAGGAGCUCAAGUCCAUGCCGUUUAUCACCUACCUCUCAGGCCUGCUGACAGCUCAGAUGUUGUCGGAUGACCACCUGAUCUUGGGCGUGGAGAUUCACUGUGAAGAGAAGGGGCGCUGCCCCUCUACCUGCCACCUGUGUAGGCGUCCUGGCAAGGAGCAGCUCAGCCCUACCCCGGUCCUGCUGGAGAUUAACCGCGUGGUGCCACUGUACGCUUUAAUCCAAGACAACGAUACCAGGGAGGCUUUCAAGGGAGCCCUGAUGAGCUCAUACUGGUGCUCAGGAAAAGGAGAUGUGAUCGAGGACUGGUGCAGGUGUGACCUCAAUGCCUUUGAUGAGAAUGGACUCCCAAACUGCAGCCCUCUCCCUCAGCCUGUGUUGCGUCUGUCUCCCAAUGUAGAGCCCUCCAGCACAGUGGUCUCUCUGGAGUGGCUGGAUGUCCAGCCUGCAAUUGGGACAAAAGUUUCUGACUAUGUCCUUCAACACAAGAAGGUUGAUGAGUACACAGACACUGACCUCUACACAGGAGAAUCCUUGAGCUUUUCUGAUGAUUUGCUCUCUGGCCUUGCAACGUCCUGCGUGGCAGCUGGUAGGAGCCAUGGAGAGGUCCCUGAGAUCAGCCUCUAUUCGGUCAUUUUCAAGUGCCUGGAACCUGAUGGCCUGUACAAAUUUACUCUGUAUGCUGUGGACACCCGAGGGAGGCAUUCAGAGCUGAGCACCGUCACGUUGAGGACAGCCUGUCCACUGGUAGAUGAUAACAAGGCGGAAGAGAUAGCUGACAAAAUCUACAACCUCUACAAUGGCUACACCAGUGGGAAGGAGCAGCAAACAGCCUAUAACACACUGAUGGAGGUCUCUGCGUCCAUGCUCUUCCGAGUUCAGCACCAUUACAAUUCACACUAUGAAAAGUUUGGAGACUUUGUUUGGCGCAGUGAGGAUGAGCUGGGACCCAGGAAAGCGCACCUGAUCCUAAGGAGGUUGGAGAAAGUCAGCAACCACUGCUCGACCCUGUUACGCAGUGCCUAUAUCCAGAGCCGCACCGAAACCAUGCCCUACCUGUUCUGCCGCAGUGAAGAGGUUCGGCCACCCGGCAUGGUCUGGUACAGCGUCCUAAAAGACACCAAAGUGACAUGUGAAGAGAAGAUGGUUUCCAUGCUGCGCAACAUGUACGGAGAGUCCAAGGGGCGGUGAGGGAAGAUGUCGGCCUGAAGCUGUGGAAGGCAAAGGGACUCCAAGGAGUCAAGAACUUGUGAUAUCCUGAAUAGCUGGUGGGAUGUGGGGGAAGGGUGACGUUCGGAGGGGUUGGAGGGGACAGCAAGGCCGAACGGGACUUUCUCACUAAGAUGGUGGAGAAACGAGAAAUCAGCAAGUUGGACUUUAAUUUCCUUUUUUUAUUUUUAAAGAGAAAAUACCUAAUUUGACUCAGCAUAAAAGUCUCUCCUUUUUAAUCUUUUCUUACUGAAUUUCCUGGACUACACACAUGAAAUCCGAGUGGAGGAGAAAUCCAAAAGAGCCAGGGCCACACCAGGGAGUGAACUGGGAGAGGGGAGAGAUUGACUUGGGCAUGACCUCCCCUGCUAGCCCUGGAAGCGAAUGGGCUAGGAAAGGGGAGGUGGGUGGUGAACUGCCUCGGUGCAUCAAGGAGAAAAAAGAAACACCUUGGUUCUGGGAGGCGCCAUGAGAAGCUGGAGGCACCAUCCUGAAUGUGGAGGUCAUGGAGAUUCAUUCCAGGCAAGUGCCAGGACAUUGCAGGCAAACUGUUUUUUUAACACUCCCAAGUUUACAGAACUGUUCCUUGGGGAACCUUCAUUUGCAGGGUUCCUGACAGGUUGUUCUGUGCAUUAAAGAUUCAUAUUAAGUCCA